Messenger RNA from Melospiza georgiana, 1427 nucleotides. It is a transcript of the gene MKRN2, whose product is annotated as makorin ring finger protein 2. The transcript has 9 exons. NCBI's taxonomy places the organism in Eukaryota, Metazoa, Chordata, Aves, Passeriformes, Passerellidae. The coding region runs from base 59 to 1297 and encodes 412 amino acids. Gene Ontology annotation, molecular function: ubiquitin protein ligase activity; metal ion binding. Gene Ontology annotation, biological process: protein polyubiquitination. The record is from RefSeq and is a predicted model, not a curated record.
CGCGGAACCUCCGUGCACGGCGUGAGGAGCCGGGCGGGCCGGACAGUGCGGCGGCACGAUGAGCACGAAGCAGGUGACGUGCAGGUAUUUCUUGCAGGGCGUGUGUCGGGAGGGCAGCAAGUGCCUGUUCUCCCAUGACCUGGCCACCAGCAAAUCCUCCACCAUCUGCAAGUACUACCAGAAGGGGCAGUGUGCCUACGGCUCCCGCUGCAGGUAUGACCACGUGAAGCUGCCCCCGGGCGGAGCCGCGGCCCCGCCGCCCCCCGCGGCCCCGAGCAGCCCCCGGGCGCCCCCCGAGCCCGGCGCCGGCGCCCCCCGCAGCCGGAGGGAGAAGAGGACGCUGGUGCUGCGGGACAGGAAGCUGUGCGGCUCCAGCGAGGAGCAGGCGCUGGCCGGGGCGGUGCCGUGCUGCGCCGAGCCCGGCGGUGCCGAGGAGGAGGAGGAGGAGGCGCCCAAGCCGCACUCGUACCUGGAGGCCAUCUGCAGCGGGCUGGAGGAGGCGGCGCCCGGCGGCUGCCCCGGCGCCCCGGCCCAGCAGCUGUGUCCCUACGCCGCCGCCGGCGCCUGCCACUUCGGGGAGCGCUGCCUCUACCUGCACGGGCAGCUCUGCGAGAUCUGCGGCCUCCAGGUGCUGCACCCCUUCGACCCGGAGCAGAGGAAAGCCCACGAGAUGAUGUGCAUGGCAACCUUUGAGCACGACAUGGAGAGGGCCUUUGCCAUCCAGGCCAGCCAGGACAAGGUGUGCAGCAUCUGCAUGGAGGUGGUUUACGAGAAAGCCUCAGCCUCAGAGAGGAGGUUUGGGAUCCUGUCCAACUGCACCCACACCUACUGCCUGUCCUGCAUCCGCCAGUGGAGGUGUGCCAAGCAGUUUGAGAACCCCAUCAUCAAGUCCUGCCCCGAGUGCCGCGUCAUCUCCGAGUUUGUCAUCCCCAGCGUGUACUGGGUGGAGGAGCAGGAGAAGAAGAAUGAGCUGAUUGAAGCAUUCAAGCAGGGAGUGGGGAAAAAGCCCUGCAAGUACUUUGAGCAGGGCAAAGGCACGUGUCCCUUUGGGGGGAAGUGUCUGUACCUGCACGCCUACCCCGACGGCACCCGCGCCGAGCCCGAGAAACCCAGGAAGCAGCUGAGCUCCGAGGGCACUGUCAGGUUCUUCAAUUCCGUGCGCCUGUGGGAUUUCAUCGAGGACAGGGAGAGCCGGAGCGCGCCCGGCGCCGACGCCGAGGUGACGGAGCUGGGGGAGCUCUUCAUGCACCUCUCUGGGGCUGAGGAGGAGCCCAGCGAGCCCCCAGAGCCCCUCUGAGCCCCCCCAGCUGCCUGCCUGCCUGCCAGGCUUUUAUCUCCCCAGCACAGGCACAACUCCCCAGGGUGAGGUGACACUUGGCACGGGGCAGUCAGAGCACCAGAACAUCAUCACCUGUCCUCAGAGCCCC